AUGCCGAGCGCGAAAGAAUCCGGGAUUUAUCCAGGUGGGCCGUGGUCAAAACCCGGGAUUUCCCCGCCAUCCAGCCCAUUAACAAUCGAUCAAAAUAGGUACUAUUGCACUCUAGCUCGAUCAGCAACACCUGUAUCGGAUGCGGAGAAUACCAGGAGUAAAGACGAUGCUCCACAGGGUGACGCGCAGCCGUCGGAAAGUGAUCUUUCCACCGAUAUCACCCUCACGGCCCUGGCCCAGCUUGGAGUGCUCCGGUUACGAUGUAAUCGCUCCUUUGUUUCCAUUAUCGACGGCGACAAUCAGCAUAUAAUAGCCGAAGCGACCGGAUCGAUUUCGCUCCGACACAAGGACAUGCAUCUCCCAGACGAUGGCAUUUAUCUCGGCGCGCGCACGUUGGACUUGGUCUGGGGAGUGUGCCCCCAUACGAUCAAGCUCUUCACCGGUCAAGAUCCAUCGUAUGCGAUAGAGACCGACAACGUGAUUGCGAACAGAUCUCGCUAUAUUAUUCGUGAUUUUACCAAGGAGGACUGCUUCAAGGAUCGGCCCUAUGUCCGCGAAUGGCCCCAUAUGCGAUUCUAUGCCGAGGUUCCCCUGGUGAGCCCCUGUGGAUUCGUCCUUGGCUCCUACUGUGUGGUUGACGACAAACCUCGGACGGAAUUUGGGGACCAUGAAGUCAAUCUACUGCAAGAGAUUGCAGAUGCGAUCGCACAGCAUCUGGAAAAUGUCCGCAUUGCCCACUGCCAUCGACGAUCCGAACAUCUGGUCAGAGGAUUGACCAAUUUUGUGAAAGACUAUGCAGGCUUCGACCCACGGGAGGUUUCAAACGAUCACCGUCUUCAGUCAACUGCGGAUCUUGCAGGUACCACCACGUCCAAUCAAGCCAAGUACAAUGGCGAUCACUCGGAUAAUGGCGAAAAGUCAACACCGGACCUCAGCCUUGUGACGUCAACAUCCACCAGCCUCACAGGAGAACUAUCGCCUCGAUUUUUCGUCGGGCCGGCUUCUGGGCCAACAGAGCCAUCGUCACUCAACUCGAACCUUUCAGAUCAUCGGAUUACCCCGGGCGAGGAGAAGAGCCUCGAGGAAGUUCUGAAAGUUGACCAGGAAAGGCCAGAAGCCUUUCCUCACAAUGCUUCUCAGGUUUCACUCGAAGAUAGUGUACCGCUAGCAGAUCGCAUUACAGCCAUUUUCUCCCGGGCAAGUGUUCUGCUGCGAGAAUCAAUGGACCUAGAGGGAGUUAUAUUCUUCGAUGCAGCGCGCAAUAAUCCUUCCUUUCUACCCACUGAUGAGCAUGAGAGAUGGGAGCCUCUUCCAAAGACGGCAGCCCCCGAGUUCCCCAUGGCUCCAUGUCCUAGCCCCCUAGGCCUGUCCGAUCGGACAUCCAUGGAUUCCGAAAACGAUUGCGAUGUAUUAAGCAUAUCAUUGAAGAAAUCCCAGAAGAAGAACCCAGACCCACAAUCUGAUUUUGUGAUGCGGGAAGAACUGCUUGGUCUGCUUGUCCAUCAUUUCCCGCAAGGACAAAUUUUCAACCUGAGUAAGUCGGAUGACAGUGAUGCUUACAUUUCAUACGAUAGCGGAUCCAAUGAUCCGCAAGUGCAGCUCGAGAUUCUGCGAGAUAUCUCUGCGAGGCUUCGGGGUCUUAUUCCAGAUGCGAAGUCGAUCGCCUUCUUUCCUUUGUGGGAUUAUCAUAGAUCAAGAUGGCUAGCCGGAACGCUGGUCUGGAGCCGGGAUAGCCACCGAGCUCUUGGGAUAGAAGAAUUGCACUAUUUCAAAAUCUUUGGUGACUCCAUUGUUUCUGAGGUCUCACGGGCAUACUGGACUGUUACCGAAAAGUCCAAAUUUGACUUCAUUUCCUCUGUCAGUCACGAGCUUCGUUCUCCGCUCCACGGGAUUCUAGCUAGUGCCGAGUUAUUGCAAACCACAUCUCUCGAUUCCACUCAAAAAGACAUGGUCAACAUGAUCGAGACAUCUGGCUUGACUCUUCUGGAUACAACAGAUUAUUUAUUGGAGUUUUGCAAGAUUAACAAUUUCACCCAAGUCAAAAAGUCAAAAAAACGAAAUAAUGCCCACAGCGACCAAUCAAGUCUAGUUUCAGAAUUUGAUCUUGGAAAACUUGUGGAAGAAGUCUCGGACAUUUUGUAUACUGGUCACCGGGCUCCUGAAAGACAACCUUUAGGGCAAAACAGCUCUUCACGCCUUACUACCGGGGAUCAGUUAUCCUCCAACGAUGAACAGCAAGACGAAAUGUCCCUCGUUAUACGCAUUGAACAACGUUGCUCGUGGAUGAUUCGCUCUCUCCCUGGGGCAUGGAGAAGGAUUGUGAUGAAUAUUCUUGGAAACUCUAUCAAGUGGACAAAGUCUGGUUUCGUCGAGGUAUCGUUAUUCCGUGCUAGGAACCAACCGAACUCUGAACGAGUGCUUGUUCAAUUUUCAGUCACCGAUACUGGAAGUGGCAUCGCACCUGACUUCCUCCGGCACAAACUCUUUUCACCUUUUGCCCAGGAGGACUCUCUGACAGAAGGUGUUGGACUGGGGCUUAGCAUUGUUCGACAGCUGGUCGCUUCUCUCGAAGGUCACAUCAACGUGAGAAGUGAGUUGGGUAUCGGGACUCAGGUGGAUGUCUUCAUCCCAGUCCAGUGCGUCGAACGCCCAGCUUCAAAUAUAGAGGCAGAUGCAGCCUUGACACGUCAAUCAGAAAUUGUGACACCUCCACUUCAAGCAAGUCUGAUCGCAUUCAAUGGGUAUCCCGACUUAAGAGAAACGCCAACUGGAACUUUAUCUUUGGAAGCAAAAAGAAGGCUUUCCGUUCAAAGCACCCUCGCAGACGUGUUCAUGUCUCAAUUUGGCUGGUCCAUCUCUAUGGCGGAGACGCUGAGCAAAGCUCGAGGAGAUGUUGCUGUUAUUGAAGAGUCUAUGCUUCAAAGUGAAACCGUAAACCCUGCAUCACUUAAGGAGUACGCUCAAAAGCACGGGCUCAAGUUUUUCAUCAUCCUUGGAAGCAAAAACCUUAUCUUCGAUGAUUCUCUUUCUACGAGCUUCGUCCUGAUUCCACAACCAUUUGGACCGCAGAAAAUUCGAAAUGCAGUGCAGAGAAUUUUGGAACUUCGAGCUACUCAACCCGAAGCUGAAGUCGAGCCAUCAGUUCCAACUACACCCUCCAAUCAAGAACCGCCGGUAGAUGAUGGAUCACGACCCCGUUCAAGUAGCGAAGAGGUGAAACUCUUAGUGGAAACUCGCCCUGAAAUCGUGCCUCUCGUCACUUUGCCGCAUAUGUUACCUUGUCAACAAACCAAAGCACCGACGACAAAGCAUGUCCUCGUUGUCGAUGAUAACGAUAUUAAUCUGAAGAUCAUGGCCACGUUUAUGCGAAAGAUCGGCUGUAGCUAUGAAACAGCCUCCAAUGGACUCAUCGCUCUCGAGAAGUACAAGGCAUCUCAACGGCCCUACGACUUCGUAUUAAUGGACAUAUCAAUGCCCAUUAUGGAUGGCCUCAUAUCCACCAGCAAGAUUCGCCAGUACGAAAAGGAAAAUAGCAUCCAGCCUGCCUGUAUUAUGGCCGUAACUGGUGUUGCCUCCGAUUCCAUGCAGCAGCAGGCUCUGGCUGCCGGGAUCAACGACUAUUUAAUCAAGCCCCUUUCUCUUCGUGAGUUGAAGAAAAUCAUGAAGAUUGCAUGA
Molecule: messenger RNA, 3675 nt
Organism: Penicillium macrosclerotiorum
Lineage: Eukaryota; Fungi; Ascomycota; Eurotiomycetes; Eurotiales; Aspergillaceae
Product: hybrid sensor histidine kinase/response regulator
Exons: 6
Coding region: 1-3675 (1224 amino acids)
Biological process (GO): phosphorylation; phosphorelay signal transduction system
Molecular function (GO): protein binding; phosphorelay sensor kinase activity
Source: RefSeq, a predicted model, not a curated record